CUCGCGGAAGAUUACGUACAAAGCUGGAAUAAGUGGUUAAAAAGUUGAUAUUAUGACUUUUUUGCGUUUUUCAUUUUUUUUCUUUGCUUCUCUUAUAAUUUGCUGUCAAAGUAUUGACACGCAAUUCACAGUGAUGGACGAGCUGUUAAAAUCACAAGCAGAAUUAAGUUUAACUCAUGAAUUCACUCAAAGUGUUUUCUUGUGGCAUAGAGAGAGAAUUGUUCCAGUUCUUUCGGAACUUUCAAAGUACUCCAUUGAUAAAUAUUUUGAUGGUAUUGAUGAAAUAAAAUUAAUUGCACGCAAUACGAGAGAGCAGAUAGAAGAAUUUCCAUUAUCGCAGUGUAGUGAAAAUUCUCUAAAUAAUUGGGAUCUGCAAGUGCGAUCGUUUGGUAAUCGAAUAAAUUUUUGCUUGAGUGAAGCAACUCGAAUCUUGAAUGGAGAAUAUCAUGAUCUAAAUUACUUCGACGCGGAUGGAUCUAGAGUAUCGAAUCAAGUCCAAAAUCAAGGUCUUGACAUAUUGUCAACGAAAGAAAAAAUCCAUUUAAAUAGAAAUAUUCACCAAGUUAUUAACCAAAGGUUGAGAGAUUUGCUAUUGGCUGCUUCACCAUGGGUUGUAAUAAUGGAUGAACUUUUCGAACUUAUGGAACACCAUAUAGAACGAGCUAAAGCUGGUACUGAUAUUUGUGUGAAUCAAAUGGUGACACAAUUUGAAGGAAUAUCUGCAAAUGCAUUGGAAAAUGUUUCACAUUGUCCAAAUAUAUGAAUUAUCAUUCU
Messenger RNA from Clunio marinus, 774 nucleotides. Lineage: Eukaryota; Metazoa; Arthropoda; Insecta; Diptera; Chironomidae. The record is from the annotation of a GenBank genome assembly.